This is a messenger RNA of Dictyostelium purpureum, 800 nucleotides long. RefSeq lists its product as uncharacterized. Gene Ontology annotation, molecular function: D-tyrosyl-tRNA(Tyr) deacylase activity. The transcript is spliced from 2 exons. The coding region runs from base 36 to 626 and encodes 196 amino acids. The record is from RefSeq and is a predicted model, not a curated record. Gene Ontology annotation, biological process: tRNA metabolic process. NCBI's taxonomy places the organism in Eukaryota, Evosea, Eumycetozoa, Dictyosteliales, Dictyosteliaceae. Gene Ontology annotation, cellular component: cytoplasm.
UAUUAAUGCAAAUAUAAAUUGUAAAUAUUUAAUAAAUGAGAGUUGUAUUACAAAGAGCAAAAAGUGGAAGUGUAACCGUUGCAGGUCAAGUAAUAUCAUCAAUUAAUCAUGGUAUUGUUUGUUUAGUUGGUAUUAGCAGAGAUGAUACUGUAAAAGAUGCUGAAUGGUGUUUAAGAAAACUAUUAAAUAUCAGAGUUUUCCAAAAUCAAGAGGGUAAGGGAUGGGCUAAAUCAGUUGUUGAAAUGAAUUAUGAUGUGUUAUUAGUAUCACAGUUUACACUCUAUGCAACUUAUAAAGGAACCAAACCAGAUUUCCAUAUAGCAAAAACCCCAGAAGAGGCAAAGGUCUUUUAUAAUCAAUUUUUAGAAAUGGCUAAAAAAGCAUAUAAACCAGAAAAAAUUCAUGAUGGUCAAUUUGGUGCUAUGAUGGAUGUUUCUAUUGUAAAUGAUGGUCCAGUUACUUUAAUUUUUGAUUCAAGAGAAGGUAAGUCAGCCCCACCAACCCCAUCACAAGAAUCAAAGGAACCAAAAGAGCCAAAACAACCAAAAGAACCAAAACAACCCAAAGAACCAAAAGAACCAAAACAACAACAAAAACAAAAUGAAAUAAGUGAAAAAUCUCAAUAAUCAACCAAAAUUUUAGGAUUCAUUGUUAAUAAUAAAAUUUUAUUUAUUUAAAAAUUUUAUGGAAAGAUAAAAUAUACAUAAAUUCACUUUCAAAUCAAUUAUAAUAUGGAUUCAUUUUUAUUCCGAAGAUAUAGUUGAGAUUACGCAAAAUAAAAAAAUAAAAAUUUUUAACAU